AUCACUGCGUGAUGCAAAGAACCAGGUCUCCAUCUUGGACACCAAGCGAGGCAUGAACGUGGGCAUCUUUCUCAAACAGUUCAAGAGGUCCAACCAGGCCAUCAUUGACGACAUUCGCCGUGGCAACAGUGAGCCUUACAGGGCGGAACCUCUACGAGAGCUCAUGAAGCUUCUGCCCGAGGCGGACGAGGUGAAGAAGAUGAAGGCGUACACCGGUGACGUGUCAAAGCUGCCGUUGGCCGACUCCUUCGUGUUCAUGCUCAUUCAGCUCCCCAGUUACACCUUGCGCAUCGAGUGCAUGCUGUCCAAGGAGGAGAUUCCUGGAAUGUGCGAGGUCAUGCAGGCACAGAUUGGCGUCCUUCGCUCCGCAACCAAAGAGGUUCUGGACUGCCAGGAGCUGCACGCCGUCCUCCACUUGGUCCUGCAGGCCGGGAACAUCCUCAACGCCGGCGGUUACGGCGGCAAUGCGGCGGGCUUCAAACUCUCGUCCCUUUUGUCUCUGGCUGACACCAAAGCCAACAAACCGGGAAUGAACCUGCUGCACUUUGUGGCUCUGGAAGCCCGGAAAACCGAGGAGAAAUUAUUGGACUUCCCACUUAAGUUGAGUCACGUUCAGGCUGCUUCCAGGAUCUCCUUGGAGAUGCUGGACGCGGAACUGCAACGGCUGAGGAGCCGCAUGCGUGCUCUCGAAGAGAGCGUCCGCACGGACUGUGAGCUUCUGCAACAGCUGGACAGCUUCCUGCAGGACACAACGGCGGGGCUGUGCUCUUUGAGCAGCGACCGGCAGCUGCUGGGCAAGGAGGCCGACGAAUUUAUGGACUUCUUCUGCGAGGACGGCGACACGUUCCGACUAGACGAGUGCUUCGCCGUCCUGCACGGCUUCUGCCGCAAGUUCAGCCACGCUGUCAAGGAGAACAAAGAGCGGGAAGCCAGGGAGCAGGCCCGUAGCUGUCGCCUACAAGUGCUGGAGGAGCAGAAAAGACAUUCGUGGGCUGGCGGCGAGGAGGUGAACAGUCCCGUGGGCUUGAACUGCAGCAGUGAAACGGACCUUGUGGCGGCCAUGUUGCGACACGGAGAGGCCAGUGCCCUCCGGGAACUCCUGUCUCCGACGUCGAGCAGCUGGCGCGCUUCUCGACGCCGUACGGGACACUCCGGACACUCGCCGUCACAGCCGUCCUCCCCCUCUCCCACAAUGACGCUGACAACGCAAUACACCGACAACCUCAAGUGUCACGGUGACGUGGACGUCGCCUCCGACUUGGAUGACAACGGCCGAGACCACGGUGAGGCUUCGAUGACACUGCUGGAACGCCGUCGCUGCAAAACACCGUCCGAAGAUAAGAACGGAGACCAUGAACGCAACGUCUCGGCCACUGCUAACAACAACAACUUAGUGGUGCGCCUGGAGACCCGCUCGCUGGUUCCUGAGCUUAAGGCCUUUGGUGAGGUCGAUGGCCUCGUUUGUCUCCGAGAUGCCACCGAUCCAAGUGCGGAAGAGCCACGGGCUUCGGGAGUGGCGACGGCAGUGCAACCGGCGGUUGUGUGGUGCGUGACGGCCGUGUGUGAGACGGACUGUCUGGCAGAAAAGGAGCCGGCGUCUUUUGCCGCUCCGACCCUCUCCGAGCCCGUCAGCCGCCAACCGUCGCCUUCCUCGUCGCUUUGCGGCCCGCCUGCAGAUCCUCCUCAGUCGGACCGGCGAAAGAAGUCAGACUCGUCUGACGCCGUCGCUUCCACCAUGAGCGGGACCCGAUCCAAGCAGGUGCGCACCCUCAACAGCUCUGAGCAGCAAAGCAUGAGGAGAGUGGUGCCCAUCUCAAGGACUGGUAGAGAAAAGCGAGGAGAGAACCCCUCUGCCGCCCCGUCUUCCCGACGCUCCAGCCUCCAGCCCCGAGAUUCAAAGGAGCGCCGCAUUCCUGCAGCUCGAAAGCCGCCAGAGGAGAAAAUGUGUCGCUCCACGCUGCGAGCGCUCGGCGGCAAGGUCUGCGACACUCUCAGCGCUACCGUCGCUCCUCCUUCCGCCCCAUCGUCAGCCCCGGCUUUCGCCAGAAGCACAGCCUCUUCUUCUUUUAGACAAACGCAUGCUAGCCUUCCAAGAGCGAACAUCCUCAAACGUGCUUCUGAUGCAUCCUCCAAAACGCCCACAUCUGCCGGGCACCCUCGUGUCACCUUGUCUUCAUCCUCCUCCUUGUCCAAGAGGACCCCGAGUAUGAGGACACCGCCAAGCAUCAACACGCCGCCGAGGACCAGGAGAUCGCCAGGCAUUAGCAUGCCACCAAACAUCAGUCCCCCUUCGAGAAUCAGGACGUCUGAAAACGUCAAGACACCGCCGAGUGUCAGGACACCGCCGAGCGCCAAGACCUCGCAGAGCGCCAAGACUCCACCGAGCGACAGGACACCACCAAGUGUCAGGACAUCACAAGGCAUCGACACACCACCAAACAUCAGGCCCCCUUCAAGAAUCAGGACAUCUGAAAAUGUCAAGACCCCUCCGAGCGUCAGCACACCGCCAAGCGUCAGGACACCACCGACCGUAAGGACACCGCCAAGCGCCAAGACCCCGCCGAGCGUCAGGACACCAGCGAGCGUCAGGACCCCAUCGAGCGCCAGUACACCGCCGAGCGCCAAGACCCUGCCGAGUGUCAGGACACCGCAGAGUGCCAAGACCCCGACGAGCGUCAGGACACCACCGAGCGUCAGGACACCACCGAGCGCCAAGACCCCGCCGAGCGUCCGGACACCGCCGAGCGUUAGGACACCGCCAAGCGCCAAGACCCCGCCGACCGUUCGGACACCACCAAGCGCCAAGACCCCGCCAAGCGUCAGGACACCGCCGAGCGCCAAGAACCCUUCGAGCGCCAAGACUCCGCCGAGCGUCAGGGCACCGCAGAGCACCAAGAACCCGACAAGCGUCAGGACACCGCCGAGCGUCAGGACACCGCCAAGCACCAAGACCCCUCCGAGCACCAAGACCCCGCCAAGCGUCAGGGCACCGCCGAGCACCAGGACACCGCCGAGCAUCAGGACAUCACACAACACCAGACCCCCUUCAAGAAUCAGGACGUCAGAACCCAUCAGGACGCCUUCGAGUGUCGGGUUGCCUCCCGGCUCCACGGCUCCCGACUCCCCAGGCCCCACUCAAAGCCACAGGCUCAGCGGCAGCUUCUCGGACAAGUCUGGCCAAUCGCAGCAGUCUCUCAAGGUCUGCAAGCCCAGCUGGAGAUAACACAAGACAGAUAACAUAUAAAACAACACCACAAGCAGAUACUCUAACGAAACAAGCUGGAUAAAAGUUCUUUUGUACUUUUGUGGUCAUUCUGUGGUACACGAUGGUGUACCACGAUAAAAGGGACAACUUCUCCAGAGAACACAGUGAAUGUCUUGUUCGAUGAAUUGAUUGUGGACGGUGCACCUUUUAACUUGACUGACUGACGUGUAUUUGUGUAGUGUGUUUGCAUCACCGAGGAUCGGGUAGCAUUGAAGAUGUCACUCAGCUGUCUAAAAAUGUCUCAGGGGAUCCUUUGCCAUGCCAAGUGCGAAUGAUGAGAUAAAUCGUUAUUCUUUGAAUCAGUAACCAAGAACUGGAAUGGUCUGCCACUGAGCUAUCGUACAACCCUUAAAAUUCAAUCUAUUUAUGUACAUUUUCACAUCUUAAAAUGUGUAUAUCUGUUGAAUCGAAAUAAAACUUGUUGCAGCUCUCCCACAAAGCAAACAAAUCCUCUCUAAAGUCUAGUCAUGAAUCUCUAGUUCGAAUUCAUCCAUUGACACAUUUGCCAGUUGCAAAAUUGUCAAGAAGACCAGUCCAGACGCUUAAUUUCAUGUCCUUCGACAAUGUUCCUUAGUGCGGCAAAAACUCUCCUCUGUUUAACCCUUUCAGGGACAGCGGCUACUGCAAUGGACAGCCUACCGUGUUACCAGGUUACGGGGUGCAUGAAAGAGUUAAAAGCGCAGGAUUCCGCUUUCUCCACGUCUUUUUACUUUCAUGUGUUCAAGCACCGCAUAGCUACUUCCACCGCCACGUUCUCUACUUCUGUCCCAUCCUCUCCCACCCUGUCCUCUUGGUUGGUUAUGUCCCACAGAG
Messenger RNA from Hippocampus comes (tiger tail seahorse), 4078 nucleotides. RefSeq names its product FH2 domain-containing protein 1-like. The transcript has 12 exons. The record is from RefSeq and is a predicted model, not a curated record. NCBI's taxonomy places the organism in Eukaryota, Metazoa, Chordata, Actinopteri, Syngnathiformes, Syngnathidae. Bases 53 to 3223 code for a protein of 1056 amino acids.